CUGCUCGUCCCUCCCCUCGCCGCCCCUCCUCCUCCCGCGUUCCCCGGGCUGCAGCCCGCUCCGCCGGCGGCUCCGCGGCUGCCCCUCGCCCGUCAUGGCUGCGAGCGCGCCGCUGCUGCUGCUGCUGCUGCCGCCGCUGCUGCGCGGCUGCGGGGCCGCGCCCGAGCCGCCCGAGCCGCCCGAGCCCGAGCCCGAGCCGCCCGCGCUGCCCGAGUCGGCGCUGCUGCAGCCCACCGUGCUGCUCGCCAUCCUCGCCCGCAACGCCGCGCACACGCUGCCGCACGUCCUGGGCUGCAUCGAGAGGCUCAGCUACCCCAAGAGCCGCAUCGCGCUCUGGGCAGCCACUGACCACAACAUUGACAACACCACAGCAAUCCUCAGGGAGUGGCUGAAGAAUGUGCAGCACCUGUACCAUGAUGUGGAGUGGAGGCCCAUGGAGGAACCUGUCUCUUACCCAGAAGAGAUUGGCCCCAAGCACUGGCCCACAUCCCGAUUCACCCACGUGAUGAAGCUGCGGCAGGCUGCGCUGCGCGCUGCCCGGGAGAAGUGGUCAGACUACAUCCUGUUUGUUGAUGCAGAUAAUUUACUGACCAACCCACAGACCCUGAACCUGCUGAUAGCAGAAAACAAGACCCUGGUGGCCCCGAUGCUGGAGUCCCGCUCCCUCUACUCCAACUUCUGGUGUGGCAUCACUCCCCAGGGCUACUACAAGAGGACCUUGGAGUAUCCCCUGAUUCGGGAGUGGAAGAGGAUGGGCUGUUUUGCUGUGCCCAUGGUCCAUUCCACGUUCCUCAUUGACCUGAGGAAGGAGGCUUCUGCCAGGCUGGCAUUCUACCCCCCCCACCAGGACUACACCUGGAGCUUUGAUGAUAUCAUGGUCUUUGCCUUCUCCAGUCGCCAAGCAGGAGUCCAGAUGUUCCUCUGCAACCGUGAGCACUACGGGUUCCUUCCCAUGCCCCUGAAGCCGCAGCAGUCGCUGCAGGAGGAAGCUGAGAAUUUUGUGCACACCCUGAUCGAGGCCAUGAUCGAUCGCCCUCCCGUGGAGCCCUCCCAGUACAUCUCUGUCCCACCGAAGCACCCUGACAAGAUGGGCUUUGAUGAAAUUUUCAUGAUCAACCUGAAGCGUCGCAAGGACCGGCGGGAUCGGAUGCUGAGGACGCUCUACGAGCAGGAGAUUGCAGUGAAGGUAGUGGAGGCUGUGGAUGGAAAAGCACUGAACACGAGUCAGCUCAAAGCUCUCAGCAUCGAAAUGCUGCCGGGGUACCGGGACCCCUAUUCCUCCAGGCCCCUCACCAGAGGAGAGAUUGGCUGCUUCCUGAGCCAUUACUACAUCUGGAAGGAGGUGGUGAGCAGGGGCCUGGAGAAGACCCUGGUGAUUGAGGACGACGUGCGCUUCGAGCACCAGUUCAAGAGGAAGCUGCUGAAGCUGAUGGACGACAUCGAGCAAGCCCAGCUGGACUGGGAGCUGAUCUACAUUGGGCGGAAGAGGAUGCAGGUGCAGGAGCCCGAGCGCGCCGUGCCCAACGUGCGGAACCUGGUGGAAGCUGAUUACUCCUACUGGACCCUGGGCUAUGCCAUCUCCCUCCACGGGGCCCAGAAGCUCAUUGGGGCCGAGCCCUUCAGCAAGAUGCUGCCUGUGGAUGAGUUCCUGCCCAUCAUGUACAACAAGCACCCUGUCACGAAGUACAUGGAGUACUACGAGUCCAGAGACUUGAAGGCCUUUUCAGCAGAGCCCCUGCUCGUUUACCCCACGCACUACACGGGGCAGCCAGGCUACCUCAGUGACACAGAGACCUCCACCAUCUGGGACAACGAGACCGUGUCCACGGACUGGGACAGAACGCACUCCUGGAAGUCGCGGCAGCAGGGCCAGAUCCACAGCGACGCCCAGAACAAGGACGCGCUGCCCACCUCCCUGGACACGCCCUCAGGCAGGGAUGAGCUAUGACUGCCACCUCCUGGGACCUGAACAGCUGAACCUGCCUCACACGUUAGCUUCUCACCCUUGGAAGUUGUAGAGCAGCUCUUCACGUGGUCUCCUUGCCGCCUUGCCACGGGCCGCGCGGGGCUGGGCUGCCCAGGCGCCGAGGACGGGGUGGGACAAGGAGGAGGAACAAGAGUUUUAGAUCCAAGCAAAAGCCCUGGCAAGCUUUUGUUAGAAGAAACCAGCCUGGAAUUACAUCCUUCCACAGUUCCUUGUGUAGAACACUGUAUUUAUUAAGAUUAAUAUAUAGAGGUGUACAAAUGUCAGUGCCUUUUGGGAUGGCUGUACCUGGGCUGCUGCCUCACUGUUACUCCUUGUAGGUCUGUAGGCUUUUACCACCCUGUUUGCUGAGCAUCUGGGGGAUUUGGGGUUGGUUUCCAAAGGGAUCCCUAGCAGAAUCAAGAUGUUUCCCCAAAAUGAAGAAUGCAGGAGAGCAGUGCUCCUCUGUCAUGUCUUCUCCCUGUCACACUCCUGUACAAAACCAGUGCUGGCUUCCCAUCAGCUCCUUUUUAAUCUUGCUGCAUCCCAUCUAAACAGGCCUCUGGAUCCAGAAUGGAUGUCUUGGAAUGUCUGAAGUCACGGAAGCCAUGCAAGAGGAAGUGGCUGGAUAGAUUUGUCUCUGCACUGCCUGAAGGGAAUGCAGGCAGAGUUGGUCCAUGUCACAUCCUGCUUCACCCCCACCUCAACUUGGUUCUUCAGGAAAACAAAACCCCACAACCUUUUGGCAGGCCUGUUCAUUUAGGCCAUAAAAGCAAGUGUAGGAGUUUUGGGAACUUGAAAUACAAGAAGUUAGGUUACAGACUCUCUUUAUAAAACCAAAAGAGCCUACAGCAAUGUUACUCUCAACAGCCUAAUAGAAUUGUGUGUUGCAGGACGGAAAGGCAACUUGCCUGGAUAUUUUUUCAUGUGAGGAGCAAACUUUUCUGUGUUUUGGAUGAGUUCUGAUGUUUUUGCUGUUGGCUCACAUGCCAGCAGGAUAUGGUGUUUAUUUUUUUUAAAAAAAACUUUUCUCAGAGGCCAGGUGAUCAUGGACUGUACUGGCACAGACCCUGAGCUUCUGGGCAGUGGGAGGAUUCUCUCCUGGAAUUGCCAUCUGGGGACUCACCUGCUGGCAGAUCUGUGCAUUGAGUAUGUGUGGCUGGGGUUUUGGUUUUAAUUUUUGUUUGAUUUGAAUAAUUGCUGAUCAAUGUUGUGCUUUCUGCUGCAGAAGACAUGUUAUUACCUGUCAGCCGGUCUGAUAAUACAUAGAACCUGGUGCAAGAUGA
Oenanthe melanoleuca is the source of this 3249-nucleotide messenger RNA. RefSeq names its product collagen beta(1-O)galactosyltransferase 2 (gene COLGALT2). Bases 95 to 1948 code for a protein of 617 amino acids. Lineage: Eukaryota; Metazoa; Chordata; Aves; Passeriformes; Muscicapidae. The transcript is spliced from 12 exons. The record is from RefSeq and is a predicted model, not a curated record. Gene Ontology annotation, molecular function: procollagen galactosyltransferase activity.